UGGUCGGAGUUCUUGUUCGAGCGAAGUGUUUGGGAAGCUCUGUUGUGUACUGUGAUUAUCGCGUAUUUUUAGGUCAUCUUUCAGUUUGGGUGCUUCCUGCGGCCUUCGUCACCUCCAACACCUACUAUGAACAGUGAAACAUGUUCAAGAAGAACGCCACAUCGUCGGAUGUAAAGAAGAGUCUUAGCAAAUGUCUGGAUACUAAGCGAGAUACGCCCACCCGUCUUAAACAUCUGCGGACUGUCUUGGACAACACAGAUGCUGGGGAGUUGAAGUCUUUCUUAGAUACUAAUUACAGCCCAGUUUUUCAAGUCUUCUAUGAAGCAUUCAUCAUCUUCGAGGGAAAUCUAAAACAAAAAGGAACAUUUGCAGUACAGAAAAGUCAUAAAGAGGAUCUAGAGUGCUCACUAUAUGUCUUGGACCGCCUUCUUUGCCUUCUACCAGAGAGAUUUGAGAAGCGAUGGCAGUGCAAUGCCCUUACACACAUUUUCAAAAAAAUCCUUCACCCUGGGAACAUUGUGCGGCUACGGAGAGAUGCCAUGCGAUUAUUUGUGAUCUGGUACAUGAUUGUUGGAGAGUCGAAAACGCCAGAAAUGGAUCGCAUGUUUGCUUCAUUGGUACCAGGGUUCCCAGUUCCACCUCCUUCAUCCCUUCCCCCUGACCUGGGCUAUGGGGGAGUUACAAGUUUGGAACCAUCACCAGUUAUCCCUCCACCCAGCACAGAGAAAACACCACCAGAUGAUCUAUCAUCAUAUCUACUUAGGUCACUUUUAGACUUCAUGGUUACACAGGUACGAAGGAUUGAGUGGCAAGAUCGUACACUGCACAGCAAAUCAUUUUCGUACCUGUUUAACAUGUUCCGAAUGUGGUACAUGCCGCAUAUCUUCCCUAGUUUCAUUUCUUCGAACUCCCUGUAUAAACCAAAUCUAGAGUUACCAGAACUUCGUAGCAGCCCAGGAUUAAGCCCCUAUGGCACUUGUCAAGUGGCAGUCGUGGAGUGGGUGCGGAAGUUUGUCAUAUCUACCUCACAGCGCAGUGCACAAUCGGUGUCAUCUGUAGGGGAAGAAGAUGGUCGACGUUCUGGUCAUGGUGAUGCGCAAGAAGGAAGCACCAGUGACCAAGACUCCAUCACAUCAGCCUUUUAUGUCACUGAUGAAGGGAGCUCAAAUGAAGAUGGUAUCAUGGUUCGAGACAUCAUCUUUUCAUCACGGGAAAACAUUAACUUCAUCCACGAACUGUUUCGUCAGGCUUUAUGUCUCAGUUUUCGCUAUGCAUCAAUCAUGAAAACUGUCAUAUUUACAUAUAAAGACUGGAUACAAAUGAAUGCUCCUGAGAUGCCACCCUUUAUGUUGGAACCAUUGGAAGGAGGAACCAGUCCAAGAGAAGAUGCAGCAGUUGCACAAGAAAAUAACACACAGAGACGUUUGCGCAAUGAAUCUUAUCUUGGAGCUGUCAAUAAAGACAUCCAUAUUCGGGCAGGGCUUCAGAAUGUUCUACAAAUCUUCAUAACAAGUGCAGCAAACGUGUUCCUCCUGGAAGUUUCACCAGACUAUCCACGUCUCCUUGAUGAACAAGUAGAGGUGUGCAAGCAUGUACUGAAUAUCUAUCGAUACAUGGUCAUGAAUACUCGCAUGGAGCAGAAAACAUGGGAACAAUUACUAGUGGUGCUACUUCACGUUACUUCCCAAACUCUGUGUGGACGGCCCACCACGCACAAAGAGGAUUCCCUAGGGGGACGCUUUGCCUCGGCUCUUUUUCAGACUCUUAUUGUGUCAUGGAUAAAAGCUAACUUGAGCGUUGCCAUAUCUGGGGAGCUAUGGGACCAGCUGCUGCUAACUCUGGCGUCACUCACACACUGGGAUGAGCUGAUCAAGGAGUGGGCGAAAACAUUGGAUACUCUAACACGUGUGCUGGCUCGACACGUGUAUGGUCUAGAGCUCAAUAAUCUUCCUUUGGAGCGUGUGACAGAACGUCGUUUAAUUAAAAGGGGAACCAAAUUAACAGGACUAGAUUCUGUCAGAAGCAGUUUUGCUCGAAGUUGGAGUAGUGUUCGUAUGGAACGUCAGGUUCAUGCUCCAGAUAAUCACAAUGCUGGGCCUUCUACACUGUCUCACCUACAGGAGGAGUCACAGGGAGACAAUGUUAGCACCCAAGGGAGCAGCGAUCGCAGUCCAUUUUCCCGAAAGCGUUGUGGAAGCGUCGGCGGGGGGUCUCUCAAAGCUGGUGCUGGUGGCAAUGGCAGUAGUCCUAAACUGUCUCCACACCACCCUUCUGGUGACCACUCUCAUUCCUCACAUAGUCACCACCAUGAUCACCAUCUCCAUACACAUCACUCCUCCCACCCAGGACUUGGCAGACGACUCACACGCUCAUUGUCCGAGUCAAGUUUGAUAGUGAGGAGGAGACCAGGCCGAGCGCGUUCACAUGGCGAGUGUGAUGGUCACAUGAGCAGUCACCCGUUCUUGCACGGCACAAGAUCUAAAUCCCUGGAGACCCUUUCUCACGGAUAUGGGGAGGAUGACUCUCGUACACCCUCUCCAUCGCCAUCCUCAGGUGUUGAAUCGUCUUCUAUGAAGGAUUCUCCAAUGCAGAUUGAACUAGGGGGAGAUACCACAAGUAUAGAUACCUUGGAAGGAGGCUUAUCAUCUGAUCAGCGUUCAGUAAUGUCAGGUGGCAAUGUUCGUGGUUGGUUGCCAGAUGUUGCUGUUGUUUUAUGGCGGCGAGUCUUGGGCCUUCUUGGCGACCCUAAUGACGUAGCUUCUCCUGUUAUUCAUGCACAAAUAUUUAAAUAUCUCUUAGAGCUUAUGGAGACAUUGGUGAAGUUACGUAACAAUCAAAGUAUAUCUGUUGAUAACCAAAGCAGUCCCGAGCCCCCAGAACUUAUACCUCCACUUACACUAGUCGCUCCCUGGUGCUUCAGAGCUUUGACUUUGCCCCCCCAGUUUCAUCGGGGCAAGACGCUGGCGUAUCGAUUACUAUGCAUGAUGAUUGUGCGGCAGCACGAUCUACCGCCUCCCCGUGACAUACUCACACAUUUCUAUAGAAUAUUACACCAGGGUCUAGUUGGUCAAGACCAGGAAGUUAUUAGUACUCUGGUGGCAGAGUGUGGGCCGAGCUUCUUUUCCCUAGGUCUGCCAGGUGCUACAAUGCUCACUCUUGAUUUCAUCUUUGCCACCAACACUGUUAUCACAUCUCCUGAUACCAAAGUUCAAACUCCUAGACUGGAGGCCCUGAGUCUUCUAGGGUCCUUGCUGCCUCUGUCUUCACUGUACCCGUCCAUGCCAGUUCUCCAGCCUUCGGUGGCGGACCUGGCUCUUAUGAAUUGUUCUGAUGUCAAGGAUCAUUUAGUGAAUGUAUUGCUGAAGAGUGGUAAACGAGAUGGGUGGUGGCGGACGAGGUCACUGGCGCUGAGUACCCUGGCUAUUUACCUCUACCACGAACUUGCCCACCAAACAUUCCAUACCAAAGUAAACGAGGCAAUCAAUGUUCUGCUGGCAUCGCUGAAGCAAGCAGUAUCUUCACAGCACCCAGCCAAGCAUCUGGCCCAGAGUACUGAGAUUGGAAGAUUGGUUGGCCAAGUUGCAGCUGAUCUUCUCCUUUUGUUGUGCGACCAUGCUGAGGCCUUCCUCACCCACUACCCUGAUAUUCCCACCAGAAUUAUACAGGUACUGUGCCAAACCCUUGGGGCGAUUGGAACAGACAUGAGCCUCACCACCUGUUCUGAGGGAAAACAUCUUGUGCUUUCGUCCCUGUUUUGUCUGGCUGAGUGGGUCAUGCGCAUGCCACAACAAGUUCUCAUUAAACCGACUCAAGACAAGCAACCCCUACUGCAACAUGUGUUUCAGGUGCUGCAUGUUGUUGUCAGUGGGAAGAAAGGCAGUUAUAUCAGAUCACCAAUCCUAGAAGUGGUGGAUUUUGAUGGCUAUGUGCGAGAAGACAACAGCAGGAUGGGCAACAUGGAUUCCAGCAGUAGAGGAGACUCACUCAAGAGGUCAUCCUUCCCACCGACCUGCACCUCCACCAUCAAAUUGGCGGCAAAAUCAAUUACAAGCCAUAUCAUGAACCACCUGUGGCACUUCCCUCUGGGGGUAGGAGCUCAGCGCCUCUCAUCUAUGGUAGUGGAAGGAGACGAUGUUCCUGGGCUCUCUGGAGAUGAACUUUCCUCGGAGGUGUUUCUUUCCCCGCAUGUACAGCUCUUUGCACUUAACCAGUCAUGUCUGAUGUCCCUGGUACAGCUGCCAGCUCUCCAUGUCCCUGGUGGUGCUGCUACAGUGGGAUUUAAAACUCCAAAUUCAGAGGUGAGACUCAUCUUGCGGGACUUAUCAGGAAAAUUUUCUUGGGAUGCCUCGCUCCUGUAUGCUCCUCCAACUGAGUAUAUGCCUGAAUAUCCCACCCAUCACCAACAACCACACCAGCAACAGCAGCAGCAGCAACAGCAGAUACAGCCUCAAGCUCAGCAACAGUCAUCUAUCUCCCCAGGGGCUAGCGCAGUUCCGUCACCGUCACUAGUGACCAGUGGGGGUUACACUGGACUAGGGGUACAGUUCAGUUCUGCAGGGUGUGUGGGUCAUGUAGAUAAUCGGGAUGAUAACAUGUCCUCUUCAUUUGUUGUAACUUCACCGCCAAGACACACCGUUAGGCAUCGUCCUCCAGGUGUCCUUCCAACUCACGAAGACUCUGCAGAGGACCUUGACAACCUUGAUGAUUUGUUGAGUUACGUAGGGCACACAAGCCCUGAAGUCUUGGAGCAGUUUGGCCAUGCAUUAAAUGAAGCCAUUGGUCCUCCACCAACUCUUCCUAUUGAAGCCCAACACGAUGCCAUCUCAAGCAUCCUAAACCAACGUAAUGUUGAGAGCGAGCUCUUCAGCAGACACUCUACAGAACCCAACAUGGUUUGUCCGAGUAGUCACUGCCCAGCUCCAGUGGAGUCGAGAUCAGCAUUCCAACAAGGUCGACUUCUCUUCGAUCAGCUGGGUCUUGGCUCGUGGGAGAAGAGACGGUCUAUCUUCACUCUAAAGAAAAAUGAUAAACUUCUUCGAGAACUAAAGAAUUUAGACAACCAGAAAUGCCGGGAAACUCAUAAAUUAGCUGUGAUCUAUGUGGCUGAAGGCCAGGAAGACAAGAUGUCCAUUCUCAGUAAUAGUGGAGGAUCUGCAGGCUUUGAGGAGUUUGUAGCAGGUUUGGGCUGGGAGGUGGAGCUAGCAACACACACAGGUUUCCUUGGUGGCCUUCAACGCAAUGGAUCUACUGGGGAAACAGCUCCUUACUAUGCUACCUCCUUAACUGAAGUGGUUUUCCAUGUGUCGACGCGCAUGCCAUCAUUUUCGGAACAAAGCAUGCUGCAGAAGACUCGGCACUUGGGCAAUGAUGAAGUUCACAUUGUGUGGUCCGAGCAUACACGGGACUAUCGGAGAGGCAUCAUCCCAACGGAAUUCUGUGAUGUACUUAUUGUUAUCUACCCACUGCCUAACAUGCUGUACAGAAUACAGAUUUCUACUAAACCUGAUGUUUCGUUCUUUGGACCUUUAUUUGAUGGUGCGAUUGUGGGUCACAAAGUCCUGCCAGGCCUGGUGCGCAGUACAGCUGUUAAUGCUUCAAGAGCAAAACGUAGUCGCCUGGCCCUGUAUCAGAACUUUUAUGAAGAGAGAUCGCGGGCUCUAGACACUAUCAUAGAACAGUACAGCGAAGCCACAACCUUUGAAGCCUUUAUCUCCUCAGUGUACUGUCCCGUCUUCCCUACAUCCUUUACUUCGGGACCAACUCGCGCUUCAGGGACAUCAUUCUCCUCCCGGGUGUUUGAUUCUAAUUUAGGUGGUUUUGGUGGUGGCACAGGUGUCUCGGGUUUGGCUGCGGCUCUUCUAGAUGGGCCCCAGCUUCCCCCUGGUCCUCCUCAGCGUCCUCCUCUCACUCGCCCAACUAGCUAUUCUACGGGAGAGCAACAUCAUCUCCGAGAAAAAGCACGAAGUGUGUUUUUGAUGGACCACAUGAACAGUAAUGAUGACAACUUGAGUGGCUCCUCUCCGCGCGGUAACAAAAAACUAUCCUUCAAGACGCCGCGUAAGACCUCGGCUGCUGGUCCCUCAGCUGGAGCAGCGACAACCCCACCCGAGAGCCCCAUGCCGCCGCCACGUAGGCCAAAGGACAGUGUUCAUCAUGCAACGCCACGAAACAAGUAGCCACUGUAGGAGCCUCCACUCACAACUGAGGUUUAUUAAUGGUUUGUUUACAGUCGUGUGGCGUGCUGUGGUAUUCAAUAACUGCUUUAUAUACGUUAUAAGAUAUGCUGAUAUUGUUUCGUAGAACAAAUUCUCCCUUUAUAGUUUUUUUGUUCAUUCACAUCCACUGCCAGACAAAAGCAACCCAUAUAUAAUACAUUUAUGGUAAAUAUUCACUCAUGGCUUAAUGACAUUUAUAGAGUAAUGAAAUCUAAUACUUUGCAGAGUAAACAAAUAAACAUGUUUUAAGAGAUUUCUCCACCGUAAAAUCUAGUCAAAAGUUUCAUGUGCAAAUUGCUACUAGAAAAUGGAAAUGAGAUAAUGUUUUAGUGCUCAUAUUUUUGUAGUUAUUUGAAUGCACACACAUUCAUCUACAUUUGUAUGCACACGCAUUCAUCUACAUUACACAUACAAAUUCCCCCUUUUCCUCUCUCCCACCCUCUCUCCCUCCCACCCUCUCUUUCCUUUCCCCCCAACCUUCUCAGAAAAUUUAGUAUUACAAACACCUGUAAAAGCUAAAAAGUUCUAUAGAAAAACGAAGGCCUGAUUUCAGACUUCCUGAAAAGUGAAGGGAUGGGGGAUCACUAUAUAUGCUAAUAUUUCUUAUCGGCUGGCACUAGAGCUGACUCUGGCUGGCCUAUAAUGUUCCCAUUACCCCCUCCCCCAUGUAUCAUCUUGAAAAGUUGGAUGAGGCAAGCCACAAGUAUAAUGGCCGCUUACUUUGGAUGGACAGACAACAGAUCAAAUACACUGAUAGACACUCUCUUUUAUAAAUAUACUAUUGUACAGGCUCCACCCCAAAUCUCUUCCCCUCUUCCUUCCCUCUCCACCCUCUCUCCUCCUCUCCUCUCUUCCUCCUUCCCUCUCUCCCUCUUUCUCACCCCCCUCUCUCCUCCCUUCCUCUCCCUCAGCCCAUCUUCUCAAGUCAUCACAAUAGACAGAAAAUGGUGUACUAAAACGAUGGGACCUAGCCUAUGGACCGUGCAUGGAAAACGUGAAUAUUUGUGACCCACUGAUUUAUUGUACCCCAUUAUUUGUCUAUUUGGGAUUUUGAUGUCAAAAUGUUAUGCGAGAGGAAGGGUUGCUCCCUCUCCUUUUUCCCCCCUCUCUCUCCCCCUUUCUCCCCCUUUCUCCCUUCUCUCUCUCCCCCUUUCUCCCUUCUCUCUCCCCCCUUU
Molecule: messenger RNA, 7390 nt
Organism: Procambarus clarkii (red swamp crayfish)
Lineage: Eukaryota; Metazoa; Arthropoda; Malacostraca; Decapoda; Cambaridae
Product: ral GTPase-activating protein subunit alpha-2
Biological process (GO): regulation of small GTPase mediated signal transduction; positive regulation of GTPase activity
Cellular component (GO): cytoplasm; nucleus
Molecular function (GO): GTPase activator activity
Source: RefSeq, a predicted model, not a curated record